Messenger RNA from Emys orbicularis (European pond turtle), 4563 nucleotides. It is a transcript of the gene SLIT3, whose product is annotated as slit guidance ligand 3. The coding region runs from base 1 to 4563 and encodes 1520 amino acids. Gene Ontology annotation, biological process: axon guidance. The record is from RefSeq and is a predicted model, not a curated record. The transcript has 36 exons. Gene Ontology annotation, molecular function: heparin binding; Roundabout binding; calcium ion binding. Lineage: Eukaryota; Metazoa; Chordata; Testudines; Emydidae.
AUGUUGCUCGGUGGGAGUCGUGCAUCCCUGUGGCUGGGAGUGAUCCUGAGCUUCUGGAGCUCCGUGGCUUGGAUGCCUGUUGGAGGAUGCCCCAAUAAAUGUACCUGCUCUGCCUCCAACGUGGAUUGUCAUGGGCUGGGACUGAAAACCGUGCCACGGGGUAUUCCCAGGAAUGCAGAGAGACUGGACUUAGACAGAAAUAAUAUCUCAAGAAUCACCAAGAUGGACUUUGCUGGGCUGAAGAAUCUCCGUGUCUUGCAUUUGGAAGAAAAUCACAUCAGUAUGAUAGAGCGUGGAGCAUUUCAGGAUCUAAAGCAACUCGAACGGCUGCGUCUGAACAAGAAUAAAUUACAGGUUUUACCCGAGCUGCUUUUCCAGAACACGCUGAAGUUAACCAGAUUAGAUCUAAGUGAAAACCAAAUUCAAGGAAUCCCAAGGAAGGCCUUUCGAGGAAUUACUGAUGUGAAGAACCUGCAACUGGACAACAACCAGAUCAGCUGCAUUGAAGAUGGAGCCUUCAGAGCCCUGCGUGACUUGGAGAUUCUUACUCUCAACAAUAACAACAUCACCCGCAUCCCUCUUACCAGUUUCAACCAUAUGCCAAAGAUCAGGACUCUGCGGCUUCACUCCAAUUACCUGUAUUGUGACUGCCACCUGGCUUGGCUGUCUGACUGGCUGCGUCAGAGACGCUCGAUUGGGCAGUUCACAUUCUGCAUGGCACCCGUGCACCUACGGGGUUUUAAUGUGGCGGAUGUUCAGAAAAAGGAAUACGUCUGCUCUGGUUCCCACUCUGAACCUCCAUCCUGCAAUGCUAAUUCCAUCACUUGCCCAUCCGCUUGCACAUGCAGCAACAACAUUGUGGACUGUCGAGGCAAGGGCUUAACAGAAAUUCCAUCUAACCUACCAGAGGGCAUUGUGGAAAUACGCUUGGAACAGAAUUCCAUCAAAACAGUUCCCCCUGGAGCUUUUUCCCAGUACAAGAAACUUAAGAGAAUAGACAUCAGCAAGAAUCAAAUAUCUGACAUUGCUCCUGACACAUUCCAUGGCUUGAAAUCUCUCACCUCGUUAGUGCUCUAUGGAAAUAAGAUCACUGAGAUUCCCAAAGGCCUUUUCGAUGGACUUGUCUCUCUGCAGUUGCUGCUUCUCAAUGCCAAUAAGAUCAACUGCCUCAGGGUAAACACGUUUCAAGAUCUUCAUAAUCUCAACCUGCUAUCUCUUUAUGACAACAAACUGCAGACCAUCAGCAAGGGGCUCUUUGCACCUCUCCAAUCGAUCCAGACUCUACAUUUAGCUCAGAAUCCAUUUGUGUGUGACUGCCAUUUGAAGUGGCUGGCUGAUUACCUGCAGGAUAAUCCGAUAGAAACCAGCGGCGCUCGAUGCAGCAGUCCACGUCGCCUUGCCAACAAACGAAUCAGCCAGAUCAAGAGCAAGAAGUUCCGCUGCUCAGGUUCAGAGGAUUACAGAAGUAAGUUCACCGGGGAGUGCUUCAUGGACCUUGUCUGUCCUGAAAAGUGUCGCUGCGAAGGAACAAUUGUAGACUGUUCCAAUCAAAAACUCACCCGCUUACCGAGUCACCUUCCUGAAUAUGCUACCGAUCUCCGUCUAAAUGACAAUGAUAUCUCAGUUCUAGAAGCUACUGGAGUCUUCAAGAAACUGCCCAGCCUAAGGAAAAUAAACCUGAAUAACAAUAAGAUCAAGGAGAUCCGAGAAGGUGCCUUUGAUGGGGCAACAGGAGUGCAGGAACUGAUGCUGACGGGGAAUCAGCUGGAAUCGGUGCAAGGGCGAAUGUUUAGAGGCCUCACAGGACUCAAGACAAUGAUGCUGAGGAGCAACUUGAUCAGCUGUGUGAACAAUGACACCUUCACAGGACUAAGCUCAGUAAGGUUGCUCUCUCUGUACGACAACCGUAUCACCACCAUCACUCCUGGAGCUUUCAAUACACUUGUCUCUUUGUCCACGAUUAAUUUGCUGUCUAAUCCCUUUAAUUGUAAUUGCCACCUGGCAUGGCUGGGGAAAUGGCUGAGAAAAAGGAGAAUUGUCAGUGGAAAUCCACGUUGCCAGAAACCCUCUUUCUUAAAGGAGAUUCCAAUUCAAGAUGUGGCCAUACAGGACUUCACCUGUGAUGGUAAUGAUGAAAGCAGCUGUCUGCUCUCUCCUCGUUGUCCUGAUCAAUGUACUUGUGUGGACUCAGUAGUGCGCUGCAGUAACAAAGGGCUGCGCAUCCUGCCCAAAGGCAUUCCCAAGGAUGUGACUGAGCUAUAUCUGGAAGGAAACCAUUUAACAGCUGUGCCAAAGGAGCUGUUGACCUUCAGACACCUGACACUGAUUGACUUGAGCAACAACAGCAUCAGCAUAUUGGCCAAUUACACCUUCAUCAACAUGACUCAGCUAUCAACACUGAUCCUGAGCUACAACAGACUCCGGUGUAUUCCAACACAUGCAUUUAAUGGACUCAAGUCUCUUCGAGUGCUGACUCUUCAUGGUAAUGAUAUUUCCAGUGUUCCCGAAGGUUCUUUUAAUGACCUUGUGUCCCUUUCACAUCUGGCUCUGGGUACCAACCCCUUGAACUGUGACUGCAGUCUGCGCUGGCUUUCGGAAUGGGUGAAGGCAGGGUACAAAGAGCCAGGGAUUGCACGCUGCAGUGGGCCAGAGGACAUGGCAGACAGACUGCUUCUCACAACACCAACCCAUCGCUUCCAGUGCAAAGGACCGGUAGAUAUCAGCAUUGUGUCCAAGUGUAAUCCUUGCCUUUCCAGUCCAUGUAAGAACAAUGGGACAUGCAACAAUGAUCCAGUGGAGUUCUAUCGAUGCACUUGUCCAUUCGGUUUCAAGGGUCGAGACUGCAAUAUGCCCAUUAAUGCCUGCAUUCAGAAUCCAUGCCAGAAUGGAGGGACCUGCCAUCUCACUGAGGCAAAUAAAGACGGAUUCAGCUGUUCUUGCCCUCUAGGGUAUGAGGGGGAGAGAUGUGAAAUAAACCCAGAUGACUGUGAAGAUAAUGAUUGUGAGAAUAACUCCACGUGCAUGGAUGGAAUCAACAACUAUGUCUGUCUCUGCCCUCCUAAUUACACAGGUGAGCUAUGUGAUGAGGUGAUCAACCACUGUGUUCCCGAGCUAAAUCCAUGCAAACAUGAGUCCAAAUGUAUCUCCCUUGACAGAGGAUUCAGAUGCGAGUGCCUACCUGGCUACAGUGACAAACACUGUGAAACUGACGAUGAUGAUUGUGCGAGCCACAAAUGUCGCCAUGGUGCAGUUUGCGUAGAUGCAGUCAAUGGCUACACCUGUGUCUGCCCCCAAGGGUUCAGCGGACUCUUCUGUGAAAAUCCCCCACCAAUGGUUCUGCUACAGACCAGCCCUUGUGACCACUAUGAAUGCCAGAAUGGGGCUCAGUGCAUUGUAGUACACCAUGAACCAGUCUGCCGCUGCCUGGCUGGCUUUGCUGGCCAAAGGUGCGAGAAACUUAUCACUGUCAACUUUGUUGGGAAGGAUUCCUAUGUUGAGCUGCCAUCGGCCAAAAUCCGUCCUCAGGCAAACAUCUCCCUCCAGGUAGCAACAGAUAAAGACAAUGGCAUCUUAUUGUACAAAGGGGACAAUGACCCUUUGGCUUUGGAGUUGUACCAAGGACAUGUGAGGCUCAUCUACGACACACUGACCUCUCCACCCACCACAGUGUACAGUGUGGAAACAAUAAAUGAUGGGCAGUUUCACAGUGUGGAGUUGGUUAUGCUGAACCAAACACUGAACUUGGUUGUGGAUAAAGGAACCCCCAAGAGUCUUGGCAAACUGCAGAAACAACCCACAGUCAGCAUCAACACCCCGCUCUACAUUGGAGGGAUCCCAACAUCUACUGGGCUAUCUUCAUUGCGCCAAGGCACAGAUAGGAUGUCAAACGGCUUUCAUGGAUGUAUCCAUGAUGUCCGCAUUAAUAACGAGCUGCAGGACUUUAAGGAUCUACCCCAGCAGUCAUUAGGAGUCCUUCCUGGCUGCAAAUCCUGUAACAUCUGCAAGCAUGGCAUCUGCCGGUCCAUAGAGAAGACAAGCGUUAUCUGUGAGUGUCACCCAGGCUGGACAGGCCCACUGUGUGACCAGGAAAUUGGAGACCCCUGCCUUAGUAACAAGUGUAUCCAUGGUAAAUGCACGGCUGCCAACUUUGCUUACACAUGUAAGUGCUCAGAGGGUUAUAUGGGCAUGUACUGCGACAAGAAGAAUGACUCCUCAAACCCCUGCAGAAUUAUGAAAUGCAACCAUGGGCAGUGUAAAAUUUCAGAACAUGGGGAGCCAUACUGCGAAUGUGACCCUAACUAUAGCGGAGAACAUUGCGACAAAGAGAAUCUUUGCCAAGGGGAGAUUGUCCGAGAAGUGAUCCAUAAGCAGCAUGGCUACAGCUCGUGUGUCACUGCCUCCAAAGUUCCCCAGAUGGAAUGUCGUGGCAGUUGCAGUAAUGGGCAGUGUUGCGUUCCCCUCCGGAGCAAAAGGCGGAAAUACAUCUUUCAGUGUGUGGAUGGAUCCUCCUUCAUGGAAGAACUGGAGAGGCAUGUGGAAUGCGGCUGCUCAAAAUGCUUAUAA